CAACACUUUGAUAAAAAUAUUAAAGAUCAUUAUAAGAAGGAAUUUGAAAAUCGAACUAAUUUGUGAGAGUUUCUGAAGGCAUCAUGUGGAUUAUACACCCUUUGUUAAUUAUUACUCUUUGUAUGUUUCUCUUCAAUGUGCUGGCAGAUAACAAUAAAAAUGCAGCAAACCCAGCUUGUGAAUAUCUUCAUCCGUUGAUGUACGCCAUCAUCUGUUUCCUCGCUGCCGUAAUUCUUAUUCUCCUGAUAAUUCUGUUUAAAAUGUUCAUCUCGAUGCAAAGUGCCAUUAAAAGAGACACUAUCCACACAACCAGCGACACGAGAGAAUCAACUGCUUUGUGUCAGAACAAUGCAUUAAGUGUCUCCCCUACUUCAGGUGCAGAUAAUUCAUCCUCUACUAGUUCUGGGACCCCUGAAGGCUCGCUGUCAGAUCUUUCCACUAGCUCUCAACGAUACGUAAGCCUUGAAGACCGUCGAAAGACUUCUGACUACAUAAAUGUUUCAGAAACUGCUUCCCUUGGACUAGUGGACUUUAAAAAAAUGGAUACAGACUAUGUGAAUGUUAAAGAGUCCCAACAGAAAAAGGUGAAAAGGAAAGGCCAAGUGAGCUGUGAUGACGGUACGACAAGUUUGAGCAGCGAUGAUUCUGCUCUGAAUUACUCCAAGGUUGUCUUUACUAAGGCAGAGAAGUAA
This is a messenger RNA of Sinocyclocheilus rhinocerous, 692 nucleotides long. RefSeq lists its product as uncharacterized. The transcript has 6 exons. The record is from RefSeq and is a predicted model, not a curated record. The coding region runs from base 84 to 692 and encodes 202 amino acids. NCBI's taxonomy places the organism in Eukaryota, Metazoa, Chordata, Actinopteri, Cypriniformes, Cyprinidae.